Helianthus annuus (common sunflower) is the source of this 1432-nucleotide messenger RNA. RefSeq names its product putative 12-oxophytodienoate reductase 11. The transcript is spliced from 5 exons. The record is from RefSeq and is a predicted model, not a curated record. Gene Ontology annotation, molecular function: FMN binding; oxidoreductase activity. The coding region runs from base 117 to 1238 and encodes 373 amino acids. Lineage: Eukaryota; Viridiplantae; Streptophyta; Magnoliopsida; Asterales; Asteraceae.
AGGUGAAAUGUGGAACCAGACGUCUAUAAGAAGAACCACUUCAUUGUUGCCUUUUAUCUCAAAAGUCAAAACAAACCAUUCAGUUAUCUUCGAAUCAAGAUCAGGGGGGUUCUAAAAUGGCCUUCAACGACAGGGAACAAGCUAAAAUCCCUCUUCUCACACCCUACAAGAUGGGGAAAUUUGAGCUUUCUCACAGAGUUGUGUUGGCACCGUUAACAAGGUGCAGAUCCUUUGGCAAUGUCCCUCAACCACACGCGAUCUUGUAUUAUACACAACGAACAACCAAAGGCGGCUUUCUUAUUGCUGAAGCCACUGGUGUUUCCGAUACUGCCCAAGGGUAUCGAGCGACUCCAGGUAUAUGGACCAAAGAACAAGUAGAGGCUUGGAAACCUAUUGUGGAUGCUGUUCAUGCGAAAGGAGGAAUAUUUUUCUGUCAAAUUUGGCAUGUGGGGAGGGCGUCAAAUACUGGUUAUCAGCCAAACGGGCAAGCCCCAAUAUCUUCUACAGAAAAAGGAAUAAUGAAUUCAGUCGAAGCCAAUGGCAUUGAUGUUCCAAGAUUUACACCUCCAAGGAAGCUAACAACACAAGAGAUUCCUCUGGUUGUUGAUGAUUUUAGAGUUGCUGCAAGAAAUGCUAUUGAAGCUGGUUUUGAUGGAGUUGAGAUUCAUGGGGCCCAUGGCUAUCUAAUCGAACAGUUUCUGAAAGAUGGAGUAAAUGACAGAACAGACGAAUAUGGUGGUUCACUAGAGAACCGUUGCAGAUUUGCUCUAGAAGUAGUAGAUGCUAUCGUGAAAGAGAUCGGAGCAGAUAAAGUUGGCAUACGACUAUCACCUUUUAUAGAGUUCAAUGCGUCGGCUGACUCAAAUCCAAAUGCUUUAGGUCUUUACAUGGCUGAAUCCUUGAAUAAGUAUAAGAUUCUUUACUGUCAUAUGGUGGGGCCAAUGAUGAAAGAGGUAGGUGUAAAGGUUGAGUCCCCUUAUACUCUUGUACCUAUGAGGAAAGCAUUUAAAGGGACUUUUAUUUCGGCGGGCGGGUAUGAUAUGGAAGAUGGUAAUAAUGCUGUGGCAAAAAAAGAAACCGAUCUGGUUGCUUAUGGUCGUUCAUUUUUGGCUAAUCCUGAUUUGCCAAAAAGAUUUCAGCUUAGUGCUCCUCUUAACAACUACAACUGGGAAACAUAUUACACACCUGAUCCGGUUCUUGGGUAUACCGAUUAUCCGUUUUUGGAAACCACGGUUUAAAAGCAUUGGUGUCGGUAUACAUAUGAGAAGAUCCUGUCAACAUGGCAAUCUUGGUUCUUGUGAAAUUGAGUAGAUUAGGGUGUGUAAUUGUUAAUCAUUGUUUAUUUGAAAUAAAUUCUUUUACAUGUAUUUGGUGAUUUCUCAUGUCAAACACCAUUUACAUAGAUGAGAUAAAGCUUUCUGUCUUUAAAACA